Stylophora pistillata is the source of this 1521-nucleotide messenger RNA. RefSeq names its product xaa-Arg dipeptidase. Lineage: Eukaryota; Metazoa; Cnidaria; Anthozoa; Scleractinia; Pocilloporidae. Gene Ontology annotation, molecular function: dipeptidase activity. The record is from RefSeq and is a predicted model, not a curated record.
CGUCUGCUUUUCCAUUAUUGAGCUUGGGCUGCCUGUGACCCUUAGCAUUGUACUUGACACCAACGUCGUUUCCAGAGUCCUCUGUCUUCCUUACCCGAGAGAGAAAGAGUGAGAGACCUGGGAACGAGGUUGAGGAGUCACUCGAGUGUCACGCGAUGAGUAGGAACGAAAAUCAUGGCGACCGACUUGGAGGGUAACCUGAAGCAAAGAGCAAAAGAGGCGAUUGAUGUUCAUUCUUCCGACUUAUAUGACCUGAGCAAAAGAAUAUGGGAAAAACCUGAACUGAAUUUUACCGAGACUUACGCUCACGAGCAACUAACAAAGUUUAUGACGGAACAUGGUUUCAGAGUAACUCCUCAUUACACUUUGGAUACAGCUUUCCGAGCUGAAUGCGGAGAGGAAGGAGGUCUGACAAUUGGUCUACUUAGUGAAUAUGACGCUUUACCUGAAGUAGGACACGCUUGUGGACAUAAUCUGAUCGCAGAAUCAGGAGUGGCAGCGGCUUUAGGUCUCAAGAUUGCUUUGGAAUCAGCUGAACAGAAACCNCUGGAUGCAGCAGUCAUGGCCUAUACGAGCAUAAGCGUAUUGCGACAGCAGAUGAAGCCCAAAUGCCCAAAUGGCGAGUUCAUUCCCGUGGAACGGAGUCAAUGCACUGGAUGCAGCAGUCAUGGCCUAUACGAGCAUAAGCGUAUUGCGACAGCAGAUGAAGCCCAAAUGGCGAGUUCAUUCCCGUGGAACGGAGUCAAUACACUGGAUGCAGCAGUCAUGGCUUACACGAGCAUAAGUGCACUAAGACAGCAGAUGAAGCCAGAAUGGCGUGUCCACCUUAUUAUUUCGGAGGGGGGUGUUAAGCCAAACAUCAUUCCUGACCGAGCUCAGCUUCAAUGUAAUAUUCGAACAAUGAAUGACAAUGACCUUGAGGUGUUAAAAGAAAAAGUUAAGAAUUGUUUUGAAGCAGCUGCAUCAGCCACAGGGUGCAAAGUCUCUAUGGAAUGGAGAACAGCUACAAGAUAUUCACAUCUGGAAACCAACAACACCCUUGCUGAACUUUACCAAGCCAAUGCUGAGUCCUUAGGAGUUUCUUUUCCACCUGAGGCAAAGUUCUCAGCAUCCACUGAUAUGGGAAAUGUUUCACAUGUAGUUCCUUCCAUCCAUCCCAUGUAUUCUAUUGGCACAACUGCACCCAAUCAUUCUCAUGCAUUCACAACAGCAGCAGCAACAGAAGAAGCUCAUAAGAACACUCUGAUUGCCAGCAAGGCAUUAGCCAUGACAGCUAUUGAUGUGUUGUGCAAACAAGAUUUAAUGGAUAAAGUAAGGAUUGAUUUCAAACAACCAAAUAAUGGUGAAAAUUAACAGCAACACUGAGAAAAAUUAGUGAAUAUAUGAGUCAUUACAAGUAAUAAGGGACAAUUUUUGCGAAAUUACUUCAAGAGAUAUUUAUUUUAAGGUAAAUAACUGACUAUGAGUACAGUGUGUAAUUGAAAAAUUGUUGAAUAUAAAACUACUACAGGUUUGUUGAAA